Ascoidea rubescens DSM 1968 is the source of this 926-nucleotide messenger RNA. RefSeq lists its product as uncharacterized. Lineage: Eukaryota; Fungi; Ascomycota; Saccharomycetes; Ascoideales; Ascoideaceae. Bases 191 to 856 code for a protein of 221 amino acids. The record is from RefSeq and is a predicted model, not a curated record. The transcript has a single exon.
UGACUGCAAAACAGGUGUGCAAUGAUGGGUUUCUUUUUCAAUUGUUAAUGACUUGUUGUUUUUUUACAAUUUGAACUGCAUAUAAAUGUGCUGUGGUUUAGUUGUUUUAUCUCAGUUUCAUAUUUAUCGAUUGGAGUUAUAAACAGUGAGCAAAAAAACAACAACAGAAUAUUACGGCAAAGUCCAUAGAAUGAAGUCUCAGUUAUUGUUGUUAGGUUUGUUGUCCUUUGCUGGACUAUCUUUGGGGGUUUUAAAUGAGAAGAGGGAUAGUGAUUUAACAGGGUAUUUGGAAUCGUAUAUAUCAUCUUUUUGCAGUAGCAAUUUAUGUAAUGGGGUUAUAACUGGAUAUGAGAGUUCAACAUGCACAGGGUAUAACGAGAGCGAAGUUCAGCAGGCUCUCGAGUGUUUGUGUGGGUUAUCAGAAACAAACGAGUUUUGGAAAGCGUUUUAUCAGUGUGCCACUUGUUCAAGCAAAAUCGAUACUAGUAAUCUUGGACAGUUGAAGGGGAUUUACUGUGAUGGGUUUGAAGCGUACUUUGCUACUACUACAUUUGAUGCCAGUACUUUAGAAAUGGUUGCAACUGUUAGUUCAUCAGUUGAGCUGACAAAAGCGUCAACUCUGAGCAGUGGAAGUGCAACAGAAGACAGUGCAUUAAAAAGUGCAUCAGAACCUGAAAGUUUAGAUUCUUCUACAAUUAGUAGUUCUGUCUCAAAUUUAUUGAAUGAUACAGAAUCAAAUCAAAGCAGUGGAUCCAAAAGUGAGAGUGAAAAUGCUGGUUUUGAUUACAAAAAAAGAACGUCUUCUAUUUCUUUUUUAGUUUUGUAUUUUUUAUCCUUCUUAUUGAGUUUAAUUUAGUUUAAUUUAUAGUGUAGUUUUGCAUAGUUUACAAUGAAUAGUAGUAUGAAUGAGAUGCAAUGUUUAUUCG